ACUGUCCAUGCCCUUUGGACUGACAAACAACAAAGCAAACAUACAAAUCACCUACUAGAGUACUUUAUUAACAACAUCCAUGAACUCAUGACACAUCCUCUCCUCUUCAUCUAUCUCACUGUCUCUGUCUAUAUCCUUGUAGAUUGUAAUGACAACUUUGAGCAACACUCCUCAUGUUGAUCUUCAAGAAUCCAACAUUAUUGCUCAAGAGGUUCACAGAGCUUCAAGCUUUUCUGCUUCUGAGAUUCUGGGGGCUGCAGAUAAGAGGAGAGAAUCUUGUGUUUCAGAGUGUUCAGUUGAGCUUGUGGAUCUGGAAAGUGGGGUCCAUGAUACCAAGCUGCAUUUGUCAAAAUGUGAGAGGGAUUGUAGGAUUUGUCAUAUGACUUUAGAUUCUUCUUAUCAAGAAUCUGGAGUGCCUAUGGAAUUGGGAUGUUGUUGUAAAGAUGAUCUGGCUGUUGCACAUAAACACUGUGCUGAAACCUGGUUCAAGAUUAAGGGCAACAAAACUUGUGAAAUUUGUGGAUCAGUUGCAGAAAACGUCUCCUGCGCAAAUGAGGCAGAGUUGCUAGAGCAGUGGAAUGAAGCUAAUGAUGUUGCUACCAUAGCUCUACCAUUGUCCUCCACAGAGACUCGAAACUUCUGGCAAGGCCAUCGUUUUCUCAACUUCUUGCUGGCCUGUAUGGUGUUUGCGUUUGUCAUCUCAUGGUUGUUUCAUUUUAAUGUUCCUUCAUGAUUUCUAUAAGUUUGGCUUCUAGAAAUAUGUUAUUCUGUAUUUGUUGGCCGUAGCUACUUGUGUUUUGUUUAUAGUUGUUUCAUCCUGUUUGUUUACAUGCUUUAGUAGUAUUGCCCUUUAGUUUUCAUGCCUGAA
This is a messenger RNA of Daucus carota subsp. sativus, 868 nucleotides long. RefSeq lists its product as uncharacterized. Lineage: Eukaryota; Viridiplantae; Streptophyta; Magnoliopsida; Apiales; Apiaceae. The coding region runs from base 149 to 733 and encodes 194 amino acids. The record is from RefSeq and is a predicted model, not a curated record. Gene Ontology annotation, molecular function: zinc ion binding. The transcript is spliced from 2 exons.